Molecule: messenger RNA, 744 nt
Organism: Impatiens glandulifera
Lineage: Eukaryota; Viridiplantae; Streptophyta; Magnoliopsida; Ericales; Balsaminaceae
Exons: 3
Coding region: 22-744 (240 amino acids)
Source: RefSeq, a predicted model, not a curated record
UCAAAGGGUACCAAGUUUGGUAUGUCUUGUGUUUAUGACCCCGAAGCUUUGUACUCAUUAGCACUGUUGCCUUUGGCCUACUUCAAUCUUCAACAUAAAACAGAUUUUGAAUUUCACAAGAUCCUUAGAGGAUAUUUCACUAGUGUUCAUCCCAUGUAUAUAGUAUUUGAGGCCAUCAGCCCUACUAUUGGUGGAGGAGGACUUCCCAUAGUCUUCCAAUCACAUAUUGGCCUUCGACCAGGAAGGCCAGUACGCGAGGAGGUGUAUUUCUGUAAGUUGCACCCGAUUGAUUGUAGUUAUACUCUUGACAAUCUUCCAGUUUGCUCCUCAACUGACACUUUUGAUCACACCAAAGCCCGUGUUCUUGCAGCUGCUGCGUACUCUACCUACGAAAUGGUUAUUUUGUCUUUUGAUUCUCUGUCUCAAGACUUUGCGGUUUCCUUUGCUAAUAUUUUCAUGUCUCAUCUUCCUGAUCAGGGACGUAGAUUAACUUUGAAGGACAUUUUUAGCUUUGAAGAAAUUGCAGAACCGACUUUGGAUGGUGGAUUUGACUUUACCUACAAGAUCACAUUUAACGUUUUUAAAACAAAAGAUGCUUCUUAUGUGUCGCCACCUAUUGAAACAGUGGUGACAUUUCUUCAAGAUUUUUCAAUAAUGGAGGUGAAAUCUACUAUUGAAAAGGAGAUGCCAAAUGAAGUUAAGGAUGAUUUGAAUCGAGAGAGAGUGUUGCAGGCAAUGUUAUAG